Molecule: messenger RNA, 1128 nt
Organism: Babesia bovis T2Bo
Lineage: Eukaryota; Apicomplexa; Aconoidasida; Piroplasmida; Babesiidae
Product: Leucine carboxyl methyltransferase family protein
Exons: 10
Coding region: 39-1103 (354 amino acids)
Biological process (GO): methylation
Molecular function (GO): methyltransferase activity
Source: RefSeq, a predicted model, not a curated record
AAAUACCUAAUUAACAUCAAAUAAAUAAUAUUGUGUGAAUGGUUGGUAAUUUUAGUGACGACCUUGACGAGAGUCUUGACACUAGUGAACACGCAUUGCGUUUCAAGUGGUCAGCUGUAAACGCCGGUUAUGUUCAAGAUGACUUCAUUAAUUACUUUGUUACGGAUAGAAAUCGAGGUCCCUCCUAUAACAUAAUCCACUUUCUGCGCAUCGCAUCUGUGAGAUUAGCAAUACAGACAUUUAUUGAGCAGUUUCCCAAUGAGAAGGUUCAGGUUGUAAACCUCGGUUGUGGAUUUGAUACGAUCGCAUUAUGGAUUCUACAGCAAUACAAACAUGUUACGUGUUUCGACAUAGACCUUCCCAACUUGCUCCAACGAAAAGCUCAAAUGAUGCGAAAUGCAGAAGAGAUCAUGAAUCUGUUUCUUGGAUAUAAUGAUAUCGAGGAAGAAUAUAUCGUCACUGAGAACUAUAAAAUGGUACCGAUCGAUUUGAACAAUAUUGAAGAAUUGGAGACUUUGCCAAACAAAUACGGCCUGCAGAUAGACCAGCCCACAGUCUUCCUGAGCGAAUUAGUUCUUGUGUAUCUAUCCGUUGAACAGAGUAACAAGAUAAUUAAAUUUGCAAGUAACUUGGUAAUAAAGCCUUCCUGUUUUAUUUACUGGGAACAAGCCAGAAUGGAUGAUCCAAUGGGACAAAUGAUUUUACAAAGGUUUCAGGCACUUGGUUAUGAACUACAAGGCCCAAGUGUGUACAAGACCAUAGAGAGCCAGAUUAAAAGAUAUACUGAACUAGGCUGGCAGAAGGUUGUUGUAAUGGACAUGACUACGUUUUACAAUGAACUUGUUGCAGAUAACGAAAAACAACGAAUUAGAAAACUAGAAUGUCUAGAUGAUGUAGAAGAAAUUGCCAUGGUGUGUAGCCACUACGUUAUUGGUAUAUGUGGAAAACAACCGGAAGAGUACAUGUCUUUGUUUGACAGUUUCACAAAAGAAACUACUCGAGGAACCACGAAAACCUACACCACCGAAGAAAUGUUAGAAAUGAUCAAAAAUGGGACACUUUCUCAAAUGCAGCCAGCACCCCUGAAAACAGAUGGUAUAUAGUAACCAGAAUCUAUUAUAUGUAUAU